This is a messenger RNA of Tigriopus californicus, 911 nucleotides long. RefSeq lists its product as uncharacterized. The record is from RefSeq and is a predicted model, not a curated record. NCBI's taxonomy places the organism in Eukaryota, Metazoa, Arthropoda, Copepoda, Harpacticoida, Harpacticidae. The transcript is spliced from 4 exons. Bases 66 to 911 code for a protein of 281 amino acids.
CAGCCAAAACCAGCGCAUUUGAAUUUGAAGAUGGCCUCUGUACUACUGGAUCCGGUCUGGAGUAUAUGGAUGCGAUCAUCGCCCGACCACACCCAAUGGGGUCAUCGGAAAAUGGAAUCUACUUCUUGACCUCCAAAAAUCGAUUAUCUUCCGUCGAAAAUGUGGGGAUGAUUUUCAAUGUAAUUCUGAAUGAAGAGUUGGACUUUCACUACGGAUACCACGUAUUCUAUAACCGCUUCCCCGGGUUCAUUCGGCCACUCGAUUCCGAGUUUGUUUUUACCAUCCCAUCUCCAGUCCAGACUUUCAACGGGCGUUAUGGGAUAGAUUUUGUGAAUGGUCCACACUAUAUUUAUCAAUUACCAAUGGUUACCUUAAAGGAUUUCAGUAUCUUUACUUGGUACAACUCGGGUCCGAAUUCACCGGACAAUGAUUGCAUCAUGAGAUUGGUCUCAACCAAUACAUCCAAGCAAAUUGCUUCAAUUCCCAACUUGGUCAGUAUCAUAGAGCUGUUUGUGGCUGAGAAUGGCGUUUACGAAUCCAGUCCAGGACCUGUGGCGGCGGUCGAGUUUUUUGACCGGCACAAAGAUGUUUUGUUCCCUUUUCGGGCGUCUUCAUCCUUGCCUAAUGCCAUUCCAACCAACCGGUGGGUUUACAUUGGUGUGAUAGUGGACCAAACGAAUCAACAGAUCAGUUUUUACAUCAAUGGAACAUUGUUCAACAGUCAAGCGUUGGUACACAAUCCAGGUCUGCCGUUGAUCUUGGAUUAUGGUGGGAUCAACAUGCUGGAAAUCGGACGGAACGCGUACAACAUACCCUUCGAUUCUCAUCUAGGGUCGUUGUCGAUCUUCAAUCACGCUUUAAACUCUGUGGAAGUCUCCCAAGAAUUCGUCAGGAGUUUCUUGGAUGGCUGA